Aphidius gifuensis is the source of this 2682-nucleotide messenger RNA. RefSeq names its product b(0,+)-type amino acid transporter 1. Gene Ontology annotation, biological process: amino acid transmembrane transport. The coding region runs from base 545 to 2188 and encodes 547 amino acids. Gene Ontology annotation, cellular component: membrane. Gene Ontology annotation, molecular function: L-amino acid transmembrane transporter activity. The transcript has 5 exons. The record is from RefSeq and is a predicted model, not a curated record. NCBI's taxonomy places the organism in Eukaryota, Metazoa, Arthropoda, Insecta, Hymenoptera, Braconidae.
GGCGCCGACGCUUUGUAAAGAAUAAAAAUUGUUUGCACACACCAUUGCCAGAAAGACACGACAUUGCACGUUACUUGGAUUAGAAUUAAAAAAAAAAAAAAAGUAAAAAAGUCAAACAUUUAAUACAUAUCAUCACUAUUGGCAUUGUAUUACGCCCAGUUUACCGCGAGAACUUGAUUCGUUUGCGUCAUAUUUCUUAACAUAUAUUAUAAAAAUAUUUAUUUAUUUAUUUAUCUCAGGUGUUGUUUGACCACCAGUGACGAAAGAUAACAGAUCAUUUUUACUUAUCACAUUAUCAUCCAGUAUCAUAUGUCAAAUAAAUUAAACUCAUACAUUAUUUGCAGAAUUAACAAUUUCAAAUUGAAACACAAUUUUUGGAUAUAUUAAAAAAAUUAUAUUUUCAAUUAAAUUUUUUAUUUAUUUAUUUGUUUAUUUGAUUGAUAAAUAAGAGUGAAAGGUACGACAAGUGGUAGAUUAUACGUUGUCAAAGUGUCAUGAUCAGUGGUUUUUUUAUCCACCCUUAUUAUCGCUCCUUCCUAGAGUCAUGCAGGCACCCUUCAAACGAGCUACCCUGGGACAAGAAUCAACAAAAACAACAGAUUCAUUAUCAAAUGAAAAUGAAAAAUUGGAAAGUAAUAGUUGGCGAAACAGAUGGAAAUUACGUAACAAUAAUGAAACAACAGAAAACAAUGAUAUAUCAUCAUCAUCAAAAAUUGGAACAAAUGAAAAUAAUAUUAAUGAAUUAUGUAGAGAAUUGGAGGGAUCAGAUCCAGAGACGAAUGACCCUAUUCACCUCAAGAGACGGGUGGGUCUCGUCAGUGGGGUGGCUUUAAUUGUUGGUACAAUGAUUGGUUCUGGUAUAUUUGUAUCACCAUCUGGUUUACUUGUACGUACUGGUAGUAUUGGUAUUAGUUUUUUAGUAUGGACUGGAUGUGGUAUAUUAUCUCUAUUUGGUGCAUUAGCAUAUGCUGAACUUGGUACAAUGAAUACAAGUAGUGGUGCUGAAUAUGCAUAUUUUAUGGAUGCAUUUGGUGCACCACCAGCAUUUUUAUUUUCUUGGGUAUCAACACUUGUACUUAAACCAUCACAAAUGGCUAUAAUAUGUUUAUCAUUUUCACAAUAUGCUGUUGAAGCAUUUUCAAAUGAAUGUGAACCACCACAAUUACUUGUUAAAAUUAUUGCAAUAUUAGCAAUAUUAAUAAUAUUAUUAAUUAAUUGUUAUAGUGUUAAUUUAGCAACUGGUGUACAAAAUGCAUUUACAGCAGCUAAAUUAAUAGCAAUAUUAGUUAUUAUUGUUGGUGGUACAUGGUCACUUGCUAAAGGUAAUACACAACAUUUAAAUGGUGCAUUUCAAACAAUGGAUGGUAGUGAUAGUGUUAAUAUUGGUAGACUUGCAACAGCAUUCUAUACUGGUUUAUGGGCAUAUGAUGGAUGGAAUAAUUUAAAUUAUGUUACUGAAGAAAUUAAAGAUCCAUCGAAAAAUUUACCAAGAAGUAUUAUGAUUGGUAUACCACUUGUUACUGUUUGUUAUGCACUUAUUAAUUUAUCAUAUUUGGCUGUUAUGUCACCAACUGAAAUGAUUGAAAGUGAAGCUGUUGCUGUUACAUUUGGAAAUCGAAUAUUAGGUGUUAUGGCAUGGUUAAUGCCAUUGUCUGUUGCUGUUAGUACAUUUGGAUCAGCAAAUGGUACACUAUUUGCUGCUGGAAGAUUGUGUUUUGCUGCAUCAAGACAAGGACAUCUUCUUGAUUGUUUAAGUUAUGUUCAUGUUAGGCGUUUUACACCAGCACCUGGUUUAAUAUUUCAUUCAUUAGUUGCAGCUGCAAUGGUUAUAUCAGGAAAUAUUGAUUCAUUAAUUGAUUUUUUUUCAUUUACUGCAUGGAUUUUUUAUGGUGGUGCUAUGGUGGCAUUAUUAGUUAUGCGUAAAACACGUCCAAAUCAUCCAAGACCAUACAAGUGUCCACUUGUUAUACCAAUUCUUGUAUUAUUUAUAUCAGCGUACCUGAUUGUUGCACCAAUUAUUGAUAAUCCACAAAUUGAAUAUCUUUAUGCUGCUGGUUUUAUUGCAGCUGGAAUGUUUUUUUAUCUUCCAUUUGUUAAAUAUGGAUAUGUACCAAAAUUUAUGGAGGGUGUUAAUGUUUUUCUUCAAAUGCUUCUUGAAGUUGCACCAACAGCUGCUGCCUAUGAUUAAUCAACCAAAAUCUCCUCGACUUAAUUUAAUAAAUAAUUAUAAUAAAAAAAAACAAUUUUAAUAAUAAAACAAAGAUAUAAAUAAACAGAUAAUCAAGUGUCGAAUCAUUCCACUGUGGCACUUGAUACUGAAAAAAUUAUUUUGUAUUUUUUAAUUAUUAAAUUAUAGUAAAAUUGAUAAUGAAGAAAAAAAAUAAAGCUAAUAGGAAUAUAGACCUGAAAUAAUUAAAGUUAAAAGAAAAAAAAACAAAAAUAAAGAAUACUGUUGUAUAUUUAAAUUAUAUAUACAAAUAUUAUUUUAUUACUUGAUUACUUGUUAAUAGUUAAACGUAGUGUACAGUAUAUUAACAUUUUAAAUUUGUAGAAAAAAAAAAAAAAACACAAAAAAUUUAGUAGAAAAUAAUAAUUAUUAUAAAACAAAUUGUAAAAACAGGUAAAAAUAUGAUAACAUACAGUUGAUAAUAUUUUACAUGUUUUCUUUGUUUUUUAUUUAAU